AUGUUACUGUCACGUCUGACCUCCCAGUUACUGAAGGCUUCACGAAUUGCAGGCCACCUUCUGCCAAGGUCAGUGUCUUCAUUUCUUUGCUGUCGUUCUACAUCUGCGCACUACAGCACACAGCCAUCUAAUAAGAGUGGAGCCCAGCCUCAGCAGUGGUAUGCUCUGGACCCUGAACUGGAAGAGAUGCUGAUCCCUAGAAAACUUUCCAUCAGCCCCUUAGAAAGCUGGCUGACAGUUAGAUAUUCCCUUCCUAAAGCAGAAGGCCUUAACGCUCAGGAAGAAGUGGGCCAUGAACCUCUCCAGCGGUAUGACUGUCCCCCGUCUGAUGAGGGGACUCACGUGGAGGAAGGAGAGGGAACGCUUAGGGAAAAGCUUCAAUGUAAGAACAUCUUGAAGAUUCGCAGAAGGAAAAUGAAUCGGCACAAGUACAAAAAGCUGCUAAAGCGAAGAAAGUUUAUACGACGGAGGAUAAAGGAAGGCCGCAAGAAGAAACGUCAGAUAAGGUUUGAGAAAGACUUGGAGCGCAUCUGGAAAAGAGCGGGUUUGAAAAAUCCUCCUGCAGGAUGGCAAACGCCCAAGAUAUUUCUGAAAAGUUCAAAGCGAUAA
Molecule: messenger RNA, 609 nt
Organism: Eurypyga helias (sunbittern)
Lineage: Eukaryota; Metazoa; Chordata; Aves; Eurypygiformes; Eurypygidae
Gene: AURKAIP1
Product: aurora kinase A interacting protein 1
Exons: 3
Coding region: 1-609 (202 amino acids)
Biological process (GO): mRNA processing
Cellular component (GO): mitochondrion
Source: RefSeq, a predicted model, not a curated record